UCGGGAUUGGCCAGAGCGGCCGCCUUUCACGGCCGCCUGCAGCGCGUGCGCAGUGAGCCAGGCCGCGGGCAAUGCUGCUGAGAAGGGUAGCUGGGGGAGGCCGCGCGGUGGCUGCCGCUACCCUCGGCGGGGGGCCACUGUCCAGCUGGGACUGGUGCCAAAAGCUUCCUGGAGGCAGCAGCCUUCUUCGCAGGAUCCAAGUCCUUGGAGCCCACAGAGAGUUUGGGAAGAACCAUGUGGAAGUGGGGUCCCAAGCAGGUGCAGCGGGCACCGGGCAGCCCAAGUCCUCCCUGCCGGGUGGGGGCCCCUCAGGACCUCUGUACCCGCCACCACCUGAGCUCCAGCCACCCACCAACUGCUGCAUGAGCGGCUGCCCCAACUGCGUGUGGGUAGAGUAUGCAGACGCGCUGCUGCAGCACUACCAGGACGGCGGGGAGCGGGCCCUGGCCGCCCUGGAGGAGCACGUAACUGAUGAGAACCUCAAGGCCUUCCUCCGGAUGGAGAUCCAGCUCCGCAUUAGGAGUGGAGGCUGAGCCACCUGGCCAGACACCAUUACCCCGACACUCUCCUCCUCGGGAUCCUGCACAGCCGCCUUUAUCCAUGGCCCCUUCAUGCGGCUGGUGCCGGCAGGAGUAGGAAGAGUUGUUUAUUGACUUUGCCUGAGAAUAAAUACAUUCUCUGUGGUGGUUAGAUAGCAGGCUUUUGUGUCAUCAUCUGUAGGCUUAUGUCAUAAGUCAUCAUAGGUCCACAGGGCACCUAGAGCCUUCACCAACCCGUGAAGGUGAAAGUAAACCCGUUUCCUUGACUAUUUAAGUGGCAGUGAGCCCAGGCGCCCCCUUCCAUAUCCCAGCGUCCCAGAAGUUUGACCCACAGGUCAGCUCUGGUUAAUCUCAGUGGUACGGCAGAAGGAGGACCAUCUGGCCCCUGAGGUGGCCAUUAGCAAAGCUCUGGUAGGCACAAAUACCCACAGAUGACCUGGGAAGCAUCCCAUCCAUCCAACUGCAGACUUCCAGGCUCUGAUACCAGUGGCCUGGAUGGACAGGGUUAAACGAAUUUCUGCCUGUUUUAUCUCCUCAUUUAAGAGAAAAGCUAGGGUUGUGAUCCAACUUCACUAAGGAGUUGAGCUGAUAAAACAGGCCUUCCCAGGUAGAGGCCUUCAAUGUAAAGCCAGCAUUUCCCAUGAAGGCAGAUCUGUGGACCAAAGAAUGAAACCACACAGCCACAAGACAUGCUGCCGUACUAAUGCCUGAGGAUACACCCAGUAGUGCCAGCUAUCUUGGCCAGCUAAUCAUGUCAUCCAGAAUCAGUUCUGGUUUUUUCAGAGAAACAUGAGAGUAGCAAUACAUGUUUGUUACACUUUAUGUCAGAGAGCAUCUACUUCAGUCAUGUCCUACAGAUUUGAAAAUGGCCCAGGAAGCGAUUUCCCUGGAGACAAAAGCACAGCAGACCUUAGUGGGCCUGAGGCCCCUGAAGGGGUCUACAACAUGGAGGUAGUUAAUCUCAGAGAUGUAGGAAGAAGUUUACUUUUUUUUCCUCAAUAAAACAUAUUUGUG
This is a messenger RNA of Cervus elaphus (red deer), 1553 nucleotides long. RefSeq names its product oxidoreductase like domain containing 1 (gene OXLD1). The transcript has 2 exons. The coding region runs from base 72 to 533 and encodes 153 amino acids. Gene Ontology annotation, cellular component: mitochondrion. Lineage: Eukaryota; Metazoa; Chordata; Mammalia; Artiodactyla; Cervidae. The record is from RefSeq and is a predicted model, not a curated record.